Messenger RNA from Ooceraea biroi (clonal raider ant), 1538 nucleotides. Its product is annotated as TIP41-like protein. NCBI's taxonomy places the organism in Eukaryota, Metazoa, Arthropoda, Insecta, Hymenoptera, Formicidae. The record is from RefSeq and is a predicted model, not a curated record. Gene Ontology annotation, biological process: TOR signaling. Gene Ontology annotation, cellular component: cytosol.
AACAGGUUCCUAGACGAACGAGGAACGUAAACUGAAAGUGCGGGAUCUGUCUGUGAAGGUUAUUUCGUAACGUUGAGGAUAUACGAGUUGCUAAAGCCGCCGAUUGAUGCGACAUAAAUAAAAGCUGAUGCAAAUCAGGCUAAUAAUGUUCCUUGGGGAGUCCGUCUGAUCCGUUGAAAAAUUCGAGAACCCUGCUUUAUAAAUAGUGAAAAAAUUUGCAGUUUUACGCCAUGACAACCGUAAAGGUACAUGGUGGCAUCGAUAUCCUGAGGUUACCAGUAAACGAGGAGGAGCAUGUCUGUCCUCCGUGGCGCAUCAAGUACACGCAGUCCCACAUACUGCACUCGAAAUGCUCGAAAAGCGAGAGCGGCUGUGACGCCAAAGACGCAGAUGCCUGUCAGUUCUGCAGAUACAGCAACACGUUGGAGUUGCCGCACAUGCCCGACAUGGUGUUCCCCAACAACGUGCUGACGCUGAAGCAUCAAGACGGAGCGUUGCUGGAAUUUAACGCUUUAGACGCACUGAGAUACGUCUCCAACGGCAAGAUCAACGUGCAGCUUGCUUGUGCAGAGGCAUGGAAGGAAUCCAGGUCGGAGAGCAGCGAGUAUUUGGAGGAGAAAAUAAAGCCGUUCGAUUGGACGUUCACCACCAAUUACACCGGCACGGUAUCCGGCUUCGAAGUCAGCGAAACGAACGAGAGGAUCGAUAUGGACAAGCUGAGGCAGCGGGACAAGAUUAUGUUUUAUCAUGAGUUAACGCUGUUCGAAGACGAGCUCCACGAUAACGGCAUCGCAGCGAGUUCAGUAAAAAUCAGAGUCAUGCCCAGCAGUUUUUUCAUCCUACUCCGAUACUUUCUGAGAAUCGAUAACGUAAUGCUGAGGAUAAACGACACCCGCAUCUACCAUGAAUUCGGGAAGAAUUACUUAUUGCGUGAGUUCACGUCGCGCGAGGCUAAAGUUCAAGAUAUUCGAGUUUCACCGGCACUUUUCCUGGAACCGAGCGCAAUAGCACCCCAUUUGCCAUUAACGAAAAGCAAAUAUCACAAGUUGAUAAUAACUGAAAAGGAAGAAGGGUCUAAAUUAAGUGAAGACACAACUGCGCAAAGCGAGACUGCGACUGAAGAAACAGUAGCGGAAGCCAGUGAACACACAGUAGACAGCUCCGUUACUUAAGGCUUGUGCUAGACAUUUUACGUUUCAUAACAUUAUUUUUUAUUAAUUCUUUCGUCCUUUUUUUAUUGUUAAUCAAGAAUUCAUUGUACAGAUCGUUAACCCUCAUUCCAAUCACAAAAUAUUUCGCAGAUGAUAUAUAUAUGUAAUUAAGAAAUGAGUGGACGCAGCAUGAAAGUUGUACUGAAUUUUAUUUCAAAUCAAUCAAUAUUUUUAUCAAAUUUAUCAAGUCUCGUUUUACGAUAGGCUUAAAUACAGAUGUUAAAUGUGAGCAUGGAAAAUCGUGUCUAAAGAAAACGGAAUAAAAGCGAAAACGGAAAUAAUUAUGAAACAGAAACUCAUUUUAUUAAAUGGAGUCUUCCUUUCUUG